GUUCCUGGCGACGCUGAUGGUGACGCUGAUCUCGCUCUCGGCGUACGAGGCCGCCCACGCGCCCUCCAGGUACACCAAGGACGCCCACUGGGAGGCCACCACGCCGCGCUUCACGCCCUCGGCCGCCGUGCCCGUCGUGGCCGCCCACACCGCUGCCGCCCUCUUCUGCGCUGAGUUCACCGGCAUUGGACUGAAUCCUGCUCGUUCCUUGGCCAUCGCAGCUGUCUCCGGUGCCUGGAGCUACCACUGGGUGUACUGGGUGGGACCCGCACUCGGGGGUCUCCUGGCAGCCUUCACCCACGAGUACACAGGCAACAAGGACCCGGACGCCCUCCCGACGCCCUAUCACCCGCCUGUCCUUCCUCGGGAUUCUUCCAGGGCUUCGGAUAUCACGUCGACCCUGGCAUCACCUUGUUGAAUCUCCAACUUCCGUCUUCUAUUCGGAUAUUCAUUUCAUUCUCUCUCUCUCCUCUUUUCUCUUUCGUUGAGGUAGUCCCCCUUCUGUUGUGUUCCCUCCCCUUCUUAGCUAAAUGGAUUCCGUCUCCUCUUCUCCCGUGCUGAUGAAUGCGUCCUCCCUUUCUCUCGCUGUGUCCCGGUCGCACAAGGCCCUACCUACCUCCUCCUUGAGUGUAACCCUCCUUGCUUAGUGUUCCCCUUCCUCUUCCGCCCACCCUGCUAAAGAGAGUCUCUCCCCGCUGCGAUGUAUCUACCUCCUCGUCUCUCUGAACCCUUGCCAAACUCCCCCUGUCGAGCUGAACCGCCCCGGGCGACUCUGCAGGUAAAGUCGCCAAAGUGGAGUAAGAUGUUAUACACAGGUCACCGAGGACGCAGGUAAUCAUAGGCAACCGCGCGCCUCGUUUGUUUAAUCUUUUGUGUCUUAUGAAUGUAUAUUGAUGAGUACGGUGUGUAAACAAUAGAAGUUUUCCGUCAGUUCCAUAUUCUAUAUGUAUUUUAUCCAUCCAUCAUUCACGUUGAAACGAAUUAUCUAUUGGAGAAUUAUUUAACAAACAAAAAAUUAUAUAUAUAUUUUCUUCUUUGUCUGUUCAAUCGUCUUAAUCGUCAGAAAAUAGUUUUAUAUAAAAUCGACAUGCAAAUAACACUAAAAAAGGUUAAUGAGGUGUCCAGAGAUGCUUUACCCCAACUUUAAAAGUACAAUGACUUUUAGAUAAGAGAUCCCAACCGACCAAGUAAUAUUUCUAAGUCCGUAGUCCGUCCUUUAGCCAUGAUGACAUCUUGUAGACACUAGACGUAUAGACUAUUUGUAAAUGUUUCUCCGUUAAUA
This is a messenger RNA of Penaeus vannamei (Pacific white shrimp), 1282 nucleotides long. NCBI's taxonomy places the organism in Eukaryota, Metazoa, Arthropoda, Malacostraca, Decapoda, Penaeidae. The record is from RefSeq and is a predicted model, not a curated record.